UACCCUCCUCUGCUCUCCCUCCAACUCAUCCGCAGGCUCUACUCUUCCCCAAAGAUCCGACCCACAGACCACGAGACCUACCUCUCGCUUCGAUCAAUGGCGAUCCUCCCCGCUGCCGCCGAGAGCAGCAGCAGCCAUGCUGGCCAUUCACAGCAGCAGCAACUCGAGCCAACCACCUGCAACGCACCGGCGUCUUCCUCCUCGUCGGAGUCCAAGCAGGCACCGCAAGAGGAGGAGCCGAACAAGGGCGUGCGGCACCUGUGCGAGCGCGGCGUGACGUCCCUCCCGCCGCGCUACGUGCUGCCGCCCUCCGACCGCCCGGCCCCGGCUGCACCGCGCGGCAUCCCGGUCAUCGACAUGGCCCGCCUCCGCUCCACGGUCCCCUCCGAGCGCGCCGCGGAGCUGGCGCGGCUCGACGCGGCGUGCCGCGACCUGGGCUUCUUCCAGGCGGUGAACCACGGCGCCGGCGACAAGGCAAAGGCCAUGCUGGACGUGGCGGCGCGCUUCUUCGCGCUGCCGUUCGAGGAGCGGGCGCGGCACAUGUCCCCCGACAUCCGGGCGCCGGUGCGGUACGGCACCAGCUUCAACCAGCUCAACGACGGCGUGCUCUGCUGGCGCGACUUCCUCAAGCUGCUCUGCAACCCGGCCAGGCUCGACGACGUCCUGCCCUCAUGGCCCCACAACCCGUCCGACCUCAGGGAGGUGAUGUCGGCGUACGCCCGCGCCAACCAGGGUUUGUUCCGGGAGCUGAUUGAGGCGGCGCUUGAGGCAAUGGGGAUCACCGGCGAGGGCGUGCUGGAGGAGCUCGACGGCGGGACUCAGAUGAUGAUGGUCAACUGCUUCCCGGUGUGCCCGGAGCCGGACCUGACGCUGGGGAUGCCGCCGCACUCCGACUACGGCUUCCUCACCCUCCUCCUCCAGGACCAGGUCAAUGGCCUCGAGGUCUGUCAGGGCGACGACGACUGGCUCCUCGUCGACCCCCUCCCCGGAGCCCUCAUCGUCAACGUCGGCGAUCACCUCGAGAUAUUCAGCAAUGGGCGGUACAAGAGCGUGUUGCAUCGGGUGCGAGUGAACUCAACGCAAUUGCGGAUCUCGGUGGCAUCGUUGCACAGCCUUCCACCAGAGCGGGUAAUCCGUCCUGCGCCAGAGCUUCUCGCUGAUGGUACCCAACGGCGGUAUAUGGACACCGACCUGACCACCUUCCUCGACUACCUCGCCUCCGCCGAGGGGAAACAUAAGACCUUCCUCCAGUCUAGGAGGAUCCCUACGUAAUCAUCCUCAUCGACUGAGCUAACUAAUUGAUAUCGUUUAAAUCGACCGUCGAGGAGGGUUAUGAAGGAUUGUGAUUGCCGAGGUGCCCUUAAUGAAUUAGGUUGGUUCAUUCUUGACUUUUAGCUACUUAAUUAUUAUUAAGAGCGUCCAUCGAUUGAUGAACGUUGUUAUAUAUGUAUGUAUGGUACUCCCUACGCAGUUAGCUAGUGUUGUGACACAUUCAAGAUGUAUGUAUUGAUUUUGGUAUCUAUGUAUCUUUUUUGUUCGAAAGAGGUCGUAUCUAUGUUUGUGCGAAUAUAAUGAGUCCAUUCCACUUUGAUCAUGAGUUUGUUGCGGCAAAUUAACUAUCAUGGUUGAACGACACAAUUGGUUUUCUAAGGUCCAUGCUCUUGCGCCAGGACUGAAGAGGUUUAAAGUAGCAC
Messenger RNA from Aegilops tauschii subsp. strangulata, 1694 nucleotides. Its product is annotated as probable 2-oxoglutarate-dependent dioxygenase SLC1. NCBI's taxonomy places the organism in Eukaryota, Viridiplantae, Streptophyta, Magnoliopsida, Poales, Poaceae. The record is from RefSeq and is a predicted model, not a curated record.